Molecule: messenger RNA, 3250 nt
Organism: Ictalurus punctatus (channel catfish)
Lineage: Eukaryota; Metazoa; Chordata; Actinopteri; Siluriformes; Ictaluridae
Gene: dmrt3a
Product: doublesex and mab-3 related transcription factor 3a
Exons: 2
Coding region: 1255-2562 (435 amino acids)
Biological process (GO): regulation of transcription by RNA polymerase II; male sex differentiation
Cellular component (GO): nucleus
Molecular function (GO): DNA-binding transcription factor activity, RNA polymerase II-specific; protein binding; RNA polymerase II cis-regulatory region sequence-specific DNA binding
Source: RefSeq, a predicted model, not a curated record
AUGUGGGGAAGUUUGAGAGCGGCCCCUGUUCUCAAAGUUGUUCUGCUGCGAUCCCAUUAUGUGCUUGACUAAACCCUUUUAGGGACAGAAACGGGACUCGGGCUGUACGGUGUUCGGUUUCAAUGGACUCUUUACGCUGUAUGACACAUCUCAACAUCUUACACAUUGCCGUGGUUUAAGGUGUGGUAGCUUUCGUAAUGUAUGAGAAUAAUAAGAAGAAACCACGUCUCUCCAACACAUAAAGCACCAACGUGAGGAAAUCUCUAAAGCACACUACUCAGGUGAAGCAUUCAGUUUAUUACAAAAUAGCAGAAUUACUCUGACUGUCACCUCUGUGCCGCCCAAGUUAUAUAUUUCCCAUGCAAGUCCAUAUUAUUCUUAAUAUCUGUUCCUCACUGAAAACCCCAUAUCCAGAUUGCAGUCGCUCAAUUAACCGGAAUAGCGCUCAUUGUCGACACGGGUAAAAUUCCUCAUGGGAAUAAGUUAAGCACGCAUUGAAAUGCAAACCAGCGUAUUAUUUCUUCUGUGUUUAAUUCGGAUGCACAGCAUGUGGUUAAACAAAGUAGCCCUACCGAGCGGCUUCAUGCAAAGCUCUCAGCACUGCAGGCUUUUUGGACAUUCCCAGAUGAUUUCUGAAAUUACUGCACUGUUAACACCUUGGAGCAUGUUGAACUAAUUGCUUAGGAUCAGGUUGCCGGUUUCCUAACCCUAAACAUUCACACACAUUAUGAACUGGCCUGCAGAUUGGGUGCGUAAUCGGUAGGACUACACGGUGCCGUUAAAGGGUUUUUUCCCCCCUCCAUAUUAUUUUACACACAAAAAGACGCAAAGAACUGAAUCUACGGAGUGACUGUGGUAUUUUACUUAAGGGGAAAAUCACGUUUUGUUAAAAUGCAUUUAUAAACCGACAUAUAUCAUAUAAACCUAAACCUUUUGUCAGUUUAUGAAAGGUGUUUGAUGAGACCUCCCUCUACGGAUUUGAACACUCACUAUAUGACGUGUGAUGCAAAGGCGCGCGUGAAGUUGCUCCCUUUUGUCAGCGCGUGUCUGGUCGCUUUUACGCGCGCCUUUAUCGCAGGCCGAAAAGGUGGAUCCACGUCUUUGAGUCAACGCCUCUUUAUCACGAGUGUAGCAAGAGGUGAAAAGGAGGGGGUCCUAAGCUUGGCAUCUCCUGACAACUGACAUCCACUCUCGCCUCUCGCCGUUUUAUCUGAUGCUCUUGUGGAACCGAGCGUCCGUAUCGAGUUGCGCGACAUGAACGGCUACGGCUCGCCGUACCUGUACGUGGGCGGUCCGGUGGCGCAGACGCGCGCGCCGCUCCAGAGGACACCUAAGUGCGCACGGUGCCGCAACCACGGCGUGCUGUCCUGGCUCAAAGGACACAAACGAUACUGCCGUUUCAAGGACUGCACGUGCGACAAGUGCAUCCUGAUCAUUGAGCGUCAGCGCGUCAUGGCGGCGCAGGUCGCGCUCCGGCGGCAGCAGGCCAACGAAAGUCUGGAGAGUUUAAUCGCCGAGCCGCCGCCGCCACCGCCGCCGCACAGAACCAUGGGCACUGGAGAGUUACGCUGGAGCGCCGAGCCCAUCAUCACAACACAGUCACCAACAGACCUGAAUGAGGACCUCUCGGGUGAACAAUCUGGAGGAGAGAACAGCGGCAGCACCAGUGACCGAGAGCAAGAAGCUGCCAGCUCACCCGAGGAGCCCAAACCCAACUCCUGCUUCACUCCUGACACCCCAGAUCCACCUUCUAAUCCUGAGGAGCCUAGUUACAGCUCACCCAAACCCUGCACUGAUGCAGAACCAAAGCCUGACAGCCCCAAGUCUCCCACUGAGCAGAACCUGCUAAUUGAAGGGCUUACAGGCUCUGUGUCCCUGCCCUUUAACCUGCGAGCCAACCGUCCUCCUUUGGAGGUACUGAAGAAGAUCUUCCCUUCCCACAAGCCAGCUGUGUUGGAGCUGAUCCUGAGGGGUUGCGGAGGUGACCUGGUGGGUGCCAUUGAGAUACUUCUCUCCAGCCGCUCUACUACAAAAAUGGAUAAGCCCUCAUCUGAAAACUCAGAGGCUUUAAUCCUGCCCUCUAACAGCCACCUUUUUGAGCCUCUAAGCUCUUACCCAGUCUCUUCCUCCAAGUGGUCAGUGGGUUCAGCCUUUCGUGUGCCAGAUUCACUUCGCUUUACUCCAGAAUCGCCUGGUGGGGUGAUGCCGACUCCCUUGGGUGUCCCGCUGCAGCCUAGCUUUUCUCAAGCACACCGUUACCCGUUGAUGCUGCGCAACUCUCUGAGCCGUGGUCAAGCCGGGCCUUUUAUGUCUAAUGACAUGACUUUGUGGAAUACCAUGAGCUUGCAGCAGCAGUACCAAUUCCGCUCGCAGUAUGUCUCACCCUUCUCAGGCCCGUCAUUCCGUGGAUCACCUCUCCUUCCCUCCAGGCCAGCUCAAGAGGAGCAACGCAUAAGCAUUCAGGAGGAUGCGGCCAAACACACUGUAUACGCCGCCACCGACGAGGAGUACGAUGAAAGAUCUGACUCCUCAGACUCGAGGAUCCUCAAUACAUCUUCUUAACCUACAAAUGUGGAAAACAUACCAAAAACGUGUUAUGAAUGGACUGAGAAUGACAAAAGAGACAUGGCGGACUGUGCCUGUGUAGGAGCUUUAUGAAACAUAUACUGUACAUUAUUUGAGAUAUUGUGUUGCUCUCACAAUGAAACAUGUGGACAAUUUGUAAGCAACACCUACCAAAAAAUCCUGAAUGAUUAAAUGACUGAACAUUAGUUUGUGAAUAAUAACCACAAAUUCCUCCUUGCAUGAUAUGUACUGUGAAUAGUAAUGCAGUGUAGAAAUAGGCAAACAAUAUAAGCAUGUAAAUGGAUAUGCCAUAUACCCAGUCUGAAUUUGUAUUGUCAUUUAUUCACAUGAACUAAAUGUAAACAGGAUGUGUAUGUUCAUAGGAAAUUCACAUUAAUUGGGUAUUGGAUGUUAUUUAAUAUUAUACUUACAAUAAUGGAAUCAUUUCAGUAGAUUUCUGUAUUCCUGGAAAUACUUGUUAGGUGUCAAAUAUAACACAGUCUAAAAUAAGAAUUGGUUUAAUUUUUUUUUUAUAUUGGGAACAUAAAGAACACCUUUUCAAUUCGUCAAACACAUAAACCAAGAAAUGUAUUUAAGCAUUGAUAUGACAUUAAUUGGCAAUGACAUGAACUCUGGACUGUACAAAAUAAUAUAUCUAAAAUAAUAAACGCAGAGUGUGAGCAUA